AUGUCAUUUUCAGACAAAUUAGACCAUAUCACAGACAUGACUGAUGAGGAAAAUGAAGACCUACCCGGUGAUGACGACCUAGGAAUAACCUGUCAACACAGUAAUUAUUCAGAGGACUUGGGUGCUUGUUUAGAGUGUGCUUAUUUAGAACAUAUUUCUGAUACUUUUCUUAAUGUAUCCUGUUCUGAAGAUAACAAGAAUAUAAAAGCACCAGCAGAUGCUGAAACUCACCCCCAAGCUGAAGCAGCUUUCAACUGCCAUGCACGUACCCCAGAAACAAGUGGAAUUUUGAACAAAACACGUGGCAGGGCAGCUUCUCGUAGGAGUGAAUUGUGCAUUGGUGGCUUUAGCAGAGCAGGUAGGAAGGAGCACCUCGCCGGUUCAAAAAUGUCUGAUGUCCUUUUGCGCCAUUUCUCUAAGGGAGAGUUAAUAACCACAUGCCAGUUAAUUGAAUGUGAGACCAUACCAGAGGUAUCCUUUACUGAAAGCACUGAUGAAGCUAGCAAUAAGCUGGAGACUUCAGAACUGGCCCAAAGCCCUUUAUCUCAUGGACAGCCACCAACUAACUUGGAAAAUUAUCGUGUAGAAAACGGCGAGAGAAUAGAUACUGGUGAGAAAGAUCACACUUUGCUAAAUAAAAAUACAUUUGUUUCAAAAAGAGUUAUUUCUACAACUUCUGAGUGUGAAUGCAUACAAAGAACUUCACCUCUAACUAGUAAGAAUGAAGACAGGCUCAUCUUUCAAAACCCUACAGAAGAACAAAGAGAUCUAUUUAAGAAAACAGCUUCAUCUCAGCGUGGCACAACUCAAGUUCAUUACUGCCCACCUCAUUUUUCUCAAGUUGCUGAAGGACCAAAAAGCAACAGCAACAAUAAAGCAGUUCCCAUCACUGAAAGGACAAAAGCCUUUCCUAUUUUGCCUAAUAAAUCAGUAACUGUGGAUGACACGGUAGAAAACAAGAACUGCUUUGAUUUUGCUGAAACAGAGAAUCAAGAAGAAAUGAGUGUUUCAGAGCUGUUGCAACAGCUACAGAUGCUGGCAGAGCAUGCUGACACCCAGAAUCAUAUUGAUCAGCUCAGAUUUAAUCCUAAGGUACUUUCUCAGUCAGCUUUUCCAAAUCCAAGGUUUGCCAUGUACUCAGGAGGCAGUGAGGUGUCCUCUGGAGUCUUUGCACUACACUCUCCAAUGCUCGAUUUGUCUGAAACAGGAUUACAGUGUGGGGCAAUGGUAUCAACAUUACCAUCAGCUGGUACCAUAGAAGCACACUGCCUGGAUCCUUCCAGUUUACUGCCAGAACUAACACCAGGGGAAAAAAUGACUCAGAUAUUAAAGGAACAAACAGCUCAACUGAAAAAGAAAGUAGAAGACUUCUCUCAACAUAAGAUCCAGGAAACAUUCUUUUUACAAGAUAAAUACCUGGUAUUAAAUGAUUUGAAAAGAUGCCUUGAUGCCCUGGAACAGAAUUAUUUAACUGCUAAAGAGGAGCACCAUAACUUACAACUACAGAACAACAAGGACAAGUCUAUCAAUGUUGGCAAGUUUGAUCCUGAAAGAAAGGUGGAAGGAGAAAUAUUUGGACUUGGCAUGCUGCUUGAAGACAUCCAUGAAGAGCCUGAUGACAGCAAAUGCAGCUCGCCUUCUUUGCUUACUCCCUAUGAAUCUGCCCAUUCAUCUUAUUCUCUCUGGGAGGGCUCAGGAAAUUCAAGCAUUAUUGAUCCUCCAGAAAGAACAGCUGUUGAAAGUGCAUUUCUUUACAAGAACAACAAGGAGAAAAAUUUAAGUCAUACAACUGAUGCAAUCCCGCGGACAAAUCAUGAAUUAUCUUUAGAAGCAGACAAGCACAAUCCUUAUCUGCAUGUCCAGUUGCAAUUACAGAAGAAAGAUGAAUUGACUUCCAAGAGAGAAAUGCAGUCCCUGAGAUUUCUUUCAACUGAGGAAACACAUGGUGCUGAAGGUCUUGGAUCCUAUACUCUGGGAAAACUAAGCCAAAAAUCUAAGGCUGAUGAAGAAAGCAUGAAAACUAAUGAAAACAGGCAGGAAAGGAAAACUGGAAGAUGUUCAAUCUUCAUUCAAGGAAAACCAACUGAUUUAUCAGAUACCAACCUGAGUAGUGAUUCAGAAGACAUCUCAGCCUAUGAUUCUUACAAUGAUUCACAAAGUGAGGAACUUCUGAACCACGAGAUUGAAAGUCACAAGAUAUUCAAUACAAGAUUACAUGGAGAGAGAAAAGGAAUUAGACAGAGAUGCACCAGAGGAAGCAGAGAACAAUUUAAACUCAGGAAAUUGAAAGAGUUACCUCAGCCUUGUGCCCUCUGUAGGAAGAAAAAUUCCAGCAUAAUUUCCUAUUCACAGAAGAGAAUAAGCUCCACUCAAAAAGCUUACAGACAUGUACCACCACCCCACAUUGUAAACAGACUUUCUGAAAGGCAAAAUAUGGAGACUGUCAAAACCUGCUAUUCGAGCAUGUGUGAUACUGUUGUCCUUUCAUCCCAGUACCUACCCAGAAAGAUGAUUUCUGGAAGAAAGUCAGCAGUCAACAUCCAAAAUGGAAAUAUGAGCGUUUCCAAAGCAAACAUUUUAAGUUCUACUCUGGAUCAUGCCAUAGAGACAGCAAACAAUUUGAAGAGAACUACAGAACGAAUGGUACAAGCAGUUUCAGAAGAUCUAGCUAAAGUUAGAAGCAAACAGCUGUCAUCACCCAGUUUCAAAUAAAAUACUGUAUUUUCUUGCCUCAUCAAUUAUACAUCUGUGCGCAAAUAUAAAAUAAUAUUAAAAAGUCAAACCAG
Nothoprocta perdicaria is the source of this 2786-nucleotide messenger RNA. It is a transcript of the gene AKNAD1, whose product is annotated as AKNA domain containing 1. Bases 1 to 2712 code for a protein of 903 amino acids. Lineage: Eukaryota; Metazoa; Chordata; Aves; Tinamiformes; Tinamidae. The transcript is spliced from 16 exons. The record is from RefSeq and is a predicted model, not a curated record.